AUGUGCUGUCAUGCUCAGAGUUUACCAGAUGAGAGUGAACUCCAGAAACCUGUGAAGUCAGCUGAAGUCCUUGAACAUUUGGGAUAUAAUGAAGCAGUUGAAUCGAGAGAGAAAAACACGCCUCCUGAAAGCUUGAUGGAUGUGGAGUAUUUGCAAAAAGAUAACUCUUGCAGUAAAUGUAAAUGUACAGAAAAUAAAUUAGAAAGUCACAAAGGAGAAUUUGAAGCAGACACAUAUGAUGGAAUCAAAGCUGCUAGAGCAUUCAAGCAAUUUUUAAAUUUCAGUGGUCAAGAGAGUGGCAUUAGAGAUAACAGAGAUAAUAAGCUACAUACAGUGCAAGAGAGUAUAGUGGGUUUUGCUGAGAACUGGGUGAGUGUGAAUGAUGAUCCUGUUGAAAUGUUAAAUCAACAAAUUGUUAAUGGAGUCACCCAGAAAACAGAAGGAGUAUCAGAGAAGUUAUCUGAACUGCAAGCAGUGCCUAAAAACAAAGUAAAAGAUUUUUCAAGAAAGGCAAGGAGCAGUGUUCCAAAAAAGGAAGAAUUUGGGAUGCAGUCAGAAACUGAUUUUACGCUGACAACAAAGAAAGAUGAAGUUAUUCCAAAAACUGGGAAGCAUGCCCUGGAUAUCAGCCCUUACGAGCAGCAACAUUUUUCAGCAAGAACACUUUUUGAAUGUCAGCAUAGAGAACAUUGCCUUUCAGAAAGCAGUAACCACAAUACCUUACACUCUGAAGACAAUCAAGCGUAUGAUGAAGAAUGUGACUCUUUAUCAGCUGUGAGGUAUGCAGUUCCUGUAGAGAAAGUUGCAUCCUCUUUCAGAGAACUGGCGGUGUACAAUGGAAAUGAAAAUGUAAUGAAGCUAAGUUUACGCUCUGGGAGCAAUCCAGGUGUUUCUGAUAGUGAUGAAAAGGAUACAAAGAAAGUGCAUGGAACAUCUCUGGAUGAAAGCUGCUACUUAACAGAAAUUAAAAUCCGAGGAAAAUCAAAUGUAAAUCCAAAUAAAGCCAAGAGUAGAGUUCAAGGAAUUUUGGAUAUUUCUUCUGGAAACAUAGAGAAUCAGCAUACGGCAGAAGUCUCUGAAUCACAUACAUUAGAUUUUGAAAUGCCACCAGUGCAGAGUGAUCCUAGUUUAAGUAUAGAAUUAUUGGGAAAUGCAGGUGACCGAAAUGAUAAAAUAGUCCUCUCGGAAUUCGUUUCUGGAGGAGAGAAUUAUUUUCGAUUUUCAGAACAUGGACUAGGAAAAAAGCUUUUGAGUCAUGAUGAGAAAUUAAGUGACAAGGAAAUGUUGCAGAGAAAAAUUUAUGGUUUAGACAACAUAAAUAUAAGUGAGAACAAGCUGAGUGGAGAGAACAAUUUAGAACAGGGUGAGAAAUAUCAAGAUUUAUUGCUAGUUGGAGAAAUGGAAAGUAAAGAUAAAGGUCAUAGCACAAACAUACUUGGAAAAACCGGUAAACUGCAGAAAACAAUUCGAACUUAUUUUAUUCUUUUACAGAUUUUAAAGAAUAAGGAAGCAUCAGUGCGUGAAGCAUAUUCAGAUCUAAUGGCACAGCAAAAUAGCACCAUUGAUGAGAACAGAAAACUCAUAGGAAAGAUUAAAACACUUGAGGACAUGUUGGAGGAUAUGAAGAAACAGAAGUUCCAAGUGGAACAGGAACUCCCUAAAGUGAGGGAAGCUGCAGAAAAUGAGCGGAAGAAACUGCAAAAGGACAUGGAAGAGAUCUGUCUUCAGAAAACCAAAGCUGAGCAAGAGGCAAAGCAGUUGCAUAUAGAUCUAGAGAGCCUUGAGAAAGAGAAAGCAGAGGCAAAGCAGGAGUUGGAGCAUGUGAGGCAGCUCAUUUCUCAGGCAGAGACUCAAAGAAGUAUACUGGAAGAAAACCUCCGGGCUUUUCGAAAUCAAAUAGAAGAAAGCACCUUUACUAGAAGAAACCUUGAAGAGCAUCUAAGAAGAAAAGAUACAAAUCUUCAUGACUUAGAGCAACAAAAAAAAUCCUUAAUGCAGGAGCUGAAGAAAAAAACAGAAGGAGAAGAGAAACUUAUGAAAAUAAUAAAGCAAAUGGAACAAAAUCUUGAAUUUAAAGGACAUUUAUCAGAAAUAAAAUUGCAAGAAAAAGAGAAGACUGAAGCCAGAAGGAAGGUUGUUGAAGGCAGACACUCUAUAACUAGAGAGAGUGUCCUGCCUACUUACACAGCUGGGCAAGGCAGCCAGUGUAGGACUGAUUCUGAAGUUACAGGUUUCCAGAAGAAACAAGAAGCAAAAAAAGUAGAAGAGCUUAAACAGAAGGUAGAUGAGCUAACUCUUACCAACAGAAAAGCUGAUAAAACUAUUAAAGACCUGAAAUAUGAACUGAAUGCAAUUGAGCUUCAAAAAUCAUCAGCAGAAGAAAAGUCUCGUUUACUAAAAGAAAAAUUAGAUGAAGCCAACAAUGCACUUAAGUGCCUAAAAAUUAAGUUGGAGGAAAAAGACCAAGUAGAGCAGGGAUAUUUGCAACAGUUGAAAGAAUUGGAAAAGCAGCUACACAGAACAACAGAUAAAGCUGAUGAGGUGAUGCAAGAAGCUAUAGAUCUUAAGAAAGUUAAGAUGAACUAUCAGGAGGAGCUGAAAUCUGUCCAGCAAGAAAAGACACAACUGAAAAGAGAAGUAGAAGAAUUAACUAGAUCACAGACAAAAGCUGAAAUCACUAUAAAACAGUUAAAUUCACAAAUCUGCUCACUUCAAAAAGAAAAGGUGGCAGCUGAAUAUAGAACACAGUCAUGCAAAGGAGAAGCAAGCAAUCUUCAAGAUCAAUAUCAGAAAAUUCAGGAACAAUUGCUUCAAAAAACAAAAGUAGAGAAGGAAAACUUAGAGGAAAUUCACAUGUUGAAAGGUGAAUUAGCCAAAAGCAUUCAGGCAUCAGAAACAUUGAAACAAAAGAUAGAGGAGCUUAAUAAAUGGAAUACUGACACAAAACUACUCAUGAAACAAAUUCAGUCUGAAUCAGAGAAGAUAACUCUGGAAAAGCAAAGUAUUCAAAGGAAAAACGAUGCAUUGAAAGCACUAGCAGAUGGUUUCAAAGAGCAACUGCGUACGACAAAUGAACAAUUGCACAAGCAAACAAUAAUUGAGCAAGAAUUCAUAUGUAAAGUCAAAAGCCUAGAAGAUGAGCUAGCAAAAACAAAAGGGUUAGUCAGUGAAUAUAAACAAAAUUAUGAUAAACAGAGUGCUUCCACCGUAACUAUAAACCUAGAGGUUAAAAAUCUAAAUGCACAAGUGAAUGCUCUAACUACGGAAAAGAGUAUGAAUGAGCAGAAAAUACGACUGCAACAAGCUCAUGUUCAAGAGCUAACUGAUAAACUAAAAAAAUUACAGGAUGAACUCCACCAGAAGACUCUAGAUGAACAAAUGGCACGUAAAAAGAUGGUUCUAUUUCAGGAAGAAUCCAUUAAGUUUAAACACUCUGCAGAGGAAUUUAGGAAAAAAGUUGAAAAAUUACUAGAAUCCCAUAGCAUCACAGAGAACAUCAUAUUGUACAAGAUGCAAAUUGAAGAUCUGCAAGAAAGGCUUAAAAAAUGUCGUGAGCAACUACAGCAGGGGAAGCAUGCUGAAAUGGACUAUCACCAGAAAUGCAGGAAACUUGAGGAAGAAUUGGAAGUUCAGAAGCGCAUGGUUGAGAACUUGAAACAGAAGAUGGACCUGCAGACCAGGGAGAGCAAACACAGAUUUCUUUUGUUUCAGAAUGAAAUUCAGCAACAUAAUAAUAUCAAAGAUUCUGGAUUUAAAUUGAGCUGUGAGAGAAGAGGAAAUGAUUUCAAUUAUGUGAAUGACACCUCGGCUAGAGAUUUUGAACAACUCCAUGCCCAUGCAAAACCUAGCUCACCUUUGUUAAGGCAGAAACAAGAGAGAUCAGGUUUUAAAUCUGGUCAAACAGAGGAAAAGACACUAUAUGUGAGUGCUGAUGAUACAGUACCAAGAGAGGUCCAGUUCCAGUUGUCAAGAAUAAACCAAUCAUUAGAAGAAGAUGCAAGCCCACAAUCUUUUACAGAGUUUAUUUCUCAGAGAAGUACACAGCUCCAGAUAACAUUUGAUAAAGAAAGCCAAAUUACUGGAGUAUCAGAAAUAGACAGAUUAAGAGACAUGAACCUACAUAGUUCCAGACAAACUAUUAGAUGUGGAGAAGAUAUGAAGCAUGAAUUAGGAUUAGUAAAACUGCAUCCCUUGGAGAUAGUGAAGAACAAGCAGUAUGACAUGCAUGUUGAAGUUACAACAUUAAAGCAAGAAAAUGACAAGACUUUUGGUAAUGAAGAGAGAAUGUUUGAGGGAUGCAAAACAUCUGAAGGGUUUAGGAGAGAAGACUUUGCAAGGAUGAGUUCUUUCUUAGGGGAAGAAAUUCUGAAAACUGUUGAUGAUGCUACUCAGUUGGAAUAUUUUAUGGGAGAAUAUGGUGAUAUUAAAUUUCAAGGUCUCAGACAUGAUGUAACUGCCAAACAGUUAACUGAAGUUAAACUUCUAGACAGGCUCACAGUUGAGCAGCUCCAUUCAGGUCAGAAAACUGUUCAUGAGGUUCAGAAAAGUCUGGAAAAUUUUUUAACUAAACCUACAGCUAUAGCUGGGCUGUACCUUGAAUCCAGCAAAGAAAUACUCUCUUUUGCUUUAGCAGCAAAGAGAAGAAUCAUAGGAAAAGCAUUAGCAUUAGCAUUUUUAGAAGCCCAAGCAGCUACUGGUUUCAUCAUUGAUCCCACAACAGGUCAGAAAUUCUCUGUUGAUGAUUCAGUUGUUAGAGGGCUUGCAGAUAAUGAAUUCAAGAGUAGACUGCUUGAGGCAGAAAAGGCUGUUUUGGGAUAUUACUGUUCCGGUAAAGUAAUAUCCGUGUAUCAGGCUAUGGAAGCUAGACUCUUAGAAAGACAAAAAGGUAAAAAUAUCCUUGAAGCCCAAAUUGCAAGUGGGGGAGUCAUUGAUCCUGUAAGAAGUGUUCGUGUACCUCCAGAAACUGCAGUGCAGCUUGGCUUGAUUAGUAACACAAUUUUAAAAUUUUUGCAUGAACCUUCUAGUAAUGCAAAAUGUUUUCACAAUCCAAAUGAUAGGAAAGCUAUGUAUUACUAUGAUUUGCUGAAAAUGUGUGUGUUCAGUGUAAACAGUAAAUGCUUUCUGCUUCCAGUUGGGGAAAGGAAAAUAAGCAGCCCAUCAGCAGAGAAAAGUCAUAAAAUUUCUGUAGUAGACAUCAGAACAGGAGCUGAAAUGACUUCAUAUGAGGCUUACCAAAAAAACUAUGUUGAUAAAACUACAUAUCUUGAACUUUCAAAACAGGAAUUUGAUUGGAAGGAGUCUACAUGUUUUGAUUCCUAUGGGAAUUCUUUUCUUUUGCUUACAGAUCUUAAAACUGGUGUACAGUUCAAUAUUGAGGAGGCCUUAAAACAGGGUAGAAUUGACAGAGCAUUAGUUGAUAGAUAUAAGGAAGGUCUCAUCACAGCUAAUGAGUUUGGUGAUAUUUUAGUUAGCAGUUCUCAAACAAAUAAAGACCUAAACAGUCCUAUUGCAGGGUUUUGGCUUUCUGAAACCAAUGAAAGAAUUCCAGUUUUAAAAGCCUCACGCAAAAACUUGGUAGAUAGAAUUACUGCUCUCCGGUGUCUUGAAGCUCAGAUUAGUACAGGAGGCAUAAUUGAUCCAUUUACUGGGAAAAGGUAUAGUAUUUCAGAAGCUUUGCAAAGGGAGUUAAUCGAUGAUGGUUGUGCCAAGCAAAUUGAGCAGUGUGAACUAGUCUUUGCUGGGAUCAGUCACCCUGUAAGGAAGACGGUUGUAUCAGCUGUUGAAGCUGUGAACGUAAAUGCCCUAGACAAAGAAAUGGGUAUUCGCUGCCUGGAGUAUCAGUACUUGACUGGUGGGUUGAUAGAUCCAAAAUCUCAUUCCAGAUUGUCAAUGGAAGAGGCAAUUAAGAGUGAUCUUAUUGAUGCUAUCACAGCUACAAAGAUGAAAGAUGAAAAAUUGUAUGUUAAGUUUAUAACAUGCCCAAAAACAAAAAAGAAGUUAACCUACAAAGAAGCUUUAGAGAGAGCUAUUUUUGACUGCCACACUGGGCUACGAUUAUUAGAAGCUGCUCAGCCCUUGAAAACUGGAAUUUCUAGUCUUUACUACGCUGCGUAAUGGAACAAAGAUAUUAGUACUCA
Molecule: messenger RNA, 6137 nt
Organism: Struthio camelus australis
Lineage: Eukaryota; Metazoa; Chordata; Aves; Struthioniformes; Struthionidae
Source: RefSeq, a predicted model, not a curated record